AUGUAAUGUGAAUUUGCCAUGGACCGACAUAUUAAACUUUAUUCUUUUCAAACAUUAUGAAUAUAAAAUUUCAACGUUAACGACUUUAAUUAAAAUUAGAAGGAAUCUCUGUAAUAUUUCACAGCUUCACACACUCUAAAAUUCAAAAAAAUAAUAUUUCAACCAAACCUCCUCAACAUAUAUAAAUAGUAACAUAGCCACUUUAUAACACAUUUUCACAUUAUCCAAUCAAAAAAACAAAAAAAAAAAAAACAAAGCAAAGCAAAGAGACAAUGGGAAACAGCAUUACUGUGAAGAGAAAGAGAGCUAAAGUAAUGAAGAUCGACGGCGAAACUUUCCGAAUUAAAACUCCGGUGACGGCGAGAGAAGUCACGGCGGAUUAUCCCGGUUACGUUUUGUUAGAUUCACAAGCUGUGAAACACUUUGGAGUUCGCUCUAAACCGCUUGAACCGAGCCAAAUCUUGAAGCCGAAGAAAACUUAUUUUCUCGUCGAGCUUCCUAAGCUUCCGCCGGAGACGACGGCGACAGAUUCGGACAAUAAGCUUCCGUACCGGAGAGUUAUGUCUGGAAUCCACGUUGGCGCGAAGGAGCGGUUAGAAAUGUUGAUGUUGUCUCGGAGAACAGUUUCUGACGUCACGAUCGGGAGAUCUGACGGCGGAGAUGGGUUUGGGCCUGGACUUGGGCCUGGACAUACGAGUGUGAGGUUGAGGUUGCCUCGUUCUCAGAUUACGAAGCUUAUGGAAGAGAAUAAUAAUGAUGCUUCAGCGAUAGCUGAGAAGAUUUUAGGUAUCUACAUGGAGAGGUCCGGUGAGCUUGGCGGCGGUAGAGGUGGUGGUGAUAGCCGCCGGAAACUUGGAAGUGGGGAGAUUAAAGCGCGUGAGAAGCAGGUGAGUUUUGCCGGAGAAGGUGGACGGGAGCUUCCUGUUCUAUGGAGCAGAAGUGGAAAAUAAUCAUCAAUUAGACAAACUAAUUCUCCUUUUCCAUUUUUUAGAACCCUUUUUCUAUUUAUGUUCUUAUAUAAAGUUAUUGUGGUAGGACUCCUAUAUUAUGUUUAUAAAUAUCUUUUAUAUAGCAAGUAGAGAUUAUUUAGAAUUGUUUGUUUUCCUUUACGUUAAUUAGUCUUUACAUA
Molecule: messenger RNA, 1129 nt
Organism: Arabidopsis lyrata subsp. lyrata
Lineage: Eukaryota; Viridiplantae; Streptophyta; Magnoliopsida; Brassicales; Brassicaceae
Exons: 2
Coding region: 273-950 (225 amino acids)
Source: RefSeq, a predicted model, not a curated record